AUGUGGACGACGAAGCGGCGCGUCGCUGACAGGGCAGGCCCAUCACAGUUCACGCCAAAAACGGCCCCUCCCUCCCCCUCCGGUCCGGUGGCCUCACCUCACCACCGUCGCUCUCCUCCUUCCUUCCUCUACAGUUCCAGCCCCAGCCAGUCCCCACAAAGCCCACGGUUUGGUUUUAUAUAUAGCCAAACCGGCGGCGGCGGGGACGUGGACGUGGACGGGUGGGCGGCCGCGCCCGCGGCCGAGGCUGCGGUGGCCCCGCGUCGCCGUGCCGCAGAGCUUCGGGCUGUCGUCGCUCCUCGCCGAAGGCGGCGACUGCGGCGUCGAGCGACACCGACACCGAGGCAGUCGGCCCCGGUGAGGGUGCCGGUGUGGCCGGGGCAGGCGGCCAGGCCCAGGGAUAACGCGAAGCGCGGCGCCAAGAAGGCAGAGGAGUCGGACGAAGACGAGGAGGGCGGGGAGGAGAUGGUGCCGCCGCACGUGGUGGCGGCGUGGCGGUCGUCGUCGGUGCUGGAGGGCGCCGGGCGGACGCUCAAGGGGCGCGACCUCUGCCGCGUCCGCAACGCCGUGCUCCGCCAGACCGGCUUCCUCGACCUCUGAAUCUCAUCUCAACAAGAAGAAACCAACGCAUGCAUGCCGGCCGGCCUCCAUUCCCAAGUCCCGUCGAUCACUGGGGCGCGACCUGAUCAUGGACCAGCUCCUGCCAUUCCAGCAGCUGCCAUGCCAUGCAUCCUCCCCUGCAUCCAGCUAGUCUUCAGCGUGACAAAAAUCGAUGUCUGAAAUUCUGGAUAGUUCCUAAAUUGAAUUCAAUACAUUCAAUUUCAUUGGCUUGAAUGA
This is a messenger RNA of Triticum dicoccoides, 837 nucleotides long. RefSeq lists its product as uncharacterized. Lineage: Eukaryota; Viridiplantae; Streptophyta; Magnoliopsida; Poales; Poaceae. Bases 1 to 600 code for a protein of 199 amino acids. The transcript has 2 exons. The record is from RefSeq and is a predicted model, not a curated record.